AUGAAAGACUCGCCGCUGUUGCUGCGCCCUCAGCGUCAUACGUCUGGUGGGCAGACACCAGCUCGACAAUCGAUGCGCGUAUCGGACGAUAUACUCGCCUACAUCACACCUGCUUCGGCGCUCGACGCUCUUACGCACCCCGUCGAACCCUUGCGAACAUGUCUGGACGAGGCCUCUGCCGCCGAGAAGGAAUUCGCCCUCCGUACAGCUGCCGCCAGCCGAAAAGUGUGGGAAUGGGUCGAGGAGCUCAGCAAAUGGUCGUGGCCGAGCGAAGGUGGUUCAGCUGGGUUUGAGCCACCAGAGGGCACAGCCCGACGCUUGUUUGUGAGCGCCACAGCAACGCCGGAGGAAGACAAAAAUGCAGUCUACAUGGGCAGCUUGCGCAGCGACUACGUUGCGCGAUAUGGACGACGGAUAGAUGAAGUCCACGCGGCUCUGGACGAGCUGGCGGUGGAUGAGAUCAAGAGACACGUCAUGACGAACCACAUCAUGCCGCUAUCGAGACCGGCCACACCAAUCCUCGGGUUGGGGAAAAUGUCGGGUGCCGCAUACAACCGUAUGGAAGACCUUACAGCGGUCGUUACCGCGAUCGUGCUACAAACAUUACCAAAUCUGGCGAAGCUGUCGGGCUUGUUGCAAGUGUGGAGUAUACGGGUCGUCGUGUUGCGGCACAUCCCCGGACUGUUGCGUGCUAUCGAGGAAGCAGAGGUAGCACUCAGGUCAGGGUGGACUGCCAUCACAAGCCGUACAGGGUCAGAUGGCGAUGCGCUUCCAACCUUGUCCCGCAGCGACUUUCAGGUCAUGCGAUCUGUUAUUGAGAAGAAGGUUACGAUUCCGGCCCGGACACUCGACUAUAUGCUCGACCGGCUAGAGGGUCUCACAGAUACUCUGCCCGACAUCUGGCUAGAUCGAAUGGAGGCGGUGGAGCACGGCUACGGUGACUGGGUAGCUGCAAGCGAGCGGCGAAUAGCAGAGACAGCGUGGGCAAAGGGGAGUCAACCACGGUCCAGCGAUGGUGCUCUCGCUCUGCCCCUGCCCAUCGCGACAAAGGACGGCGAGGAGCCAUCAAAGAGAAAACGUGACGCCCGGCAAGUGUCAAACGGCUCUACAGUCUCCACCACUCCAUCGGAAGCCACUCUAAAGCCCCCAGGCUCGCCACGCCAGGACUUGCCGAAGCUGCAGCUGGCGAAUGCGCCAGAGUCAGCUUCACUCGACGGGGCCUACGAGGAGAUCCCGCGCCUUCGGAUACCUACCCCCAUCAGAGAGGAGACUGCCGCGUCUCCUCAGCGAUCUCACAAGUGGAACGUGGAGGACGACAUGUAUGCCCCUGAUGAUGAUUUUGGGUCAGACUUGAUCGGUGACGAUUCCGAAAUGAUGGACCUCCCGCCCCUCAUCAACAGCGACCGCCGCGAGAGUGAUGUUUCCCAGAACUCGACCAUGCUGCACGGCGCCUCGAGCAGUUUCCUGUCUGAUGAGCCACCAGAGGUCUCUGCGUCCCCGGCUCUCAACAGGCCCAGGAAACUGAGAACCAGGCCCGAACAGGGAGGCAGUCCUCCUAGCUCGCCGCCGAUGGCCAAGUCGGGCGCACGCUCGUCAUCGGCCGUACCCCACGACGACUCGUCCUUGAUGGAGAACGACGACGCGACGCUCCCACGGACACCCGUGGAAGACAGCUCUUUCUCAGAGUACUUUGGUGAAUCCAUGGUCUCCGAUGUUGCGGCGAGCCCCAGCGUGCGGCGCGGGAGCUCGGGCGACCAGCAACUGCGGCAGCAAAUUAGCGAUAUCAUCGACAGCAUCCCCGCCAAGAUCAAGCUGACGACGGAGCCGCCCAAUCUCAACCCACCCGAUCUACAGCUGCCCCGUCUCCGGAAGCAGCCCUCCAAGGAUUUAUUCAAAAGAAGCUUGUCAAGCGUUUCCAACAUGUCAUCACGCACGACGACGCCCUCGUUCACACUCUCGCCUGCCAAGAACGCACGUCCACGUUCGCAACGAGGCCAGCAGGAGAUCAAGGUCUAUCACCUCGCACGAUCAACAGGCGAGGCCCCCAUCAAGUUGUUCAUCCGCUGUGUCGGGGAGAACGGGGAGCGUGUAAUGGUCCGCGUGGGCGGUGGCUGGGCGGAUCUCAGCGAGUACCUGAAGGAGUAUGCCAGUCACCAUGGCAGGCGGUCCAAGGGCAACCACAACGCCAAGGUGGAAAUCAGCGACGCGCCCCGUGGUUCGGGCCUCCAGAUGCGCUCAAGUCCGCCUAGCAGACCGGCGUCCGCACUCGAGGCCACGCCCAUGUCGCCGUUAGCUGUGCGCAAGACGCGCCGCAGUAUGGGCGCCGCCGGCAACGAGAGGCCCCGUCUACGGCCUACUACGCCUGGGCCGCUGCCGGGCCCGCUGCCGGCGCCAUCGUCCGAGGACCGCUCCACGCGUUCGAGAUCGUCCUCCCGUCUCAGCUGGGUCGAGGAUGACAGCUCCUUCCUAGGGUUGGCUGGGCCGACGGGCAGAAAGGUUGAGAUGAGCGAGGAGAACAAAGCAUGGGUGGAGAGCGUCAAGGAAAAGGUCCGACUCGCAAGCGGCGAGCGAAAGAUAGCCGGGUCGAAGCCGCACCACCAGUUUGGCGAGCUGGGUAGGGUGGGUGGGACGAAGAGGCUUUUCCGGCAAAGCCAGGGUCCGGGCCAGGGUCAGCAAAGCCAAGGGUCCAAGAAGUGA
Molecule: messenger RNA, 2697 nt
Organism: Emericellopsis atlantica
Lineage: Eukaryota; Fungi; Ascomycota; Sordariomycetes; Hypocreales; Bionectriaceae
Product: GAS2 domain-containing protein
Exons: 2
Coding region: 1-2697 (898 amino acids)
Molecular function (GO): microtubule binding
Source: RefSeq, a predicted model, not a curated record